Molecule: messenger RNA, 1511 nt
Organism: Symsagittifera roscoffensis
Lineage: Eukaryota; Metazoa; Xenacoelomorpha; Acoela; Convolutidae
Exons: 5
Coding region: 25-1206 (393 amino acids)
Biological process (GO): peptidyl-tyrosine sulfation
Cellular component (GO): Golgi apparatus
Molecular function (GO): protein-tyrosine sulfotransferase activity
Source: RefSeq, a predicted model, not a curated record
UUUAAAUUGUUAGUUCGAUUUAAAAUGACGUUGAUCGGGAAGACGGAAAAAAAAUUUUUUAAAUUUAUUUUCUUCUUGUUAGUUAUGCUUUUUCUCUAUGAAGUUACUUCACGAAAAUCUCAGAUAAAACCUCAAGAAAAUAAUUCCAUCUAUCCGGAAAUAGAAACGCCCUAUUUUCCCAAACUGGAAAGCAGUAAAAUGAAGAAAAUAAUCGACGAUAAUGUGAGCCGACUUGACGAAUUCGAACCAACUGCGACCACAGACUGCAAAGAAUGGUCUGGACAAACCAUCCAACACGUUGAGAAGUUUGUCUUCUUCUUCGGCUUCAACCGAUGUGGCUCAACGGCAACAGGAAAGAUAAUUGACGCUCAUCAACAUGCACUCAUCGCAAACGAGCUUCUACUAUUCGACAAAUUGAAAAAUCCGAAUCUUGAAAUGGUUGAGGCUACAAAAAUGAUAUGCGAAACUUCAAGAGAUCAGUCGAACAGAUUGCAAAACGAUAGGGGUUACUCGUAUCGAAUGGGAGUUUUCCAUGGACGUUUUCGACAACCCUUAAAAGUAAUUGGACUUCGAAAGUCGUUAGGAACGAUCGAUUAUAUGAAACAGGAACCGGGGGCGUUUCAUUAUGCAAUGAACAGGUUGCAGGACAAGUGGAAACUGGUGGGAGUGAUGGUUGUCCGGAACCCCUUCGACAUGAUUGCUACUCGGUGCAAGGAGAUCGGCGCCGUUUUGAAUCUGAAACACCCUCAAAAUCAAAAACUGAUCCACAUUACCUCUGCAAACUGCAGCAAAACCAGACCACUAAUUCCAAAUUGCCCUGAGUUUAUCCGUGACUCCAUGGCUAAUGGUACAGCGGUGGUCAGUCAAAACAAAGAUGUUCGAAAAUCAAUUAAUGAUAUCGAAAACAUAGCUAAUUUAAGCACUCAGCUGAUCUCAUCAAAGAAAUACAACUUGUCUGUGGUGACCGUUCAGUUGGAAGACCUUAUUGAGAAUCCCCGCAAGCACGCAGAAAAAAUCUGCCAUCUAUUGGAGCUGUCAUGUGACGAAAACUACAUCAGAGGAGUGGUUUCCGGCGUUCUGGACUCUCCGAAUCCGUCUAGAAACGGAGUUAAAUGGACCCAAAGUCAGAUCGAAAAAGUAAACAACAUUGUCACUCGGUUCCCAAGUGUGUUCUCAAUGGCACAGCAUGCUCGCUUAGAACUUUAAUCCCUUUUCAAAACAAUAUUUGUAAAUAGAUUUCAAAAACUGAGAAAUGUAAUUUACAUACCAAUUACCUUUCAAAAACUGAGAAAGGUAAUUGGUAUGUAAACUAUUAUCAUAUCUUAUUCCUUCUGAUGCCAUUUGCGUUUGAACAAUUUUGUUUGAUUUUCUGGAGUGGCAGAGGGUUGUAAAGAGAUCACAGUCAUACUAAAUUUCAGCUUGAUUUGCUUUGGUCUAAAAGUUGUUUUAAAAAUGUGUGACAAUGAAAUGCACUGAAAGCGCACAUUUGUUUCAUUUAGAAGUUUUUAAUA